Molecule: messenger RNA, 1537 nt
Organism: Vidua chalybeata
Lineage: Eukaryota; Metazoa; Chordata; Aves; Passeriformes; Viduidae
Exons: 2
Coding region: 502-1113 (203 amino acids)
Source: RefSeq, a predicted model, not a curated record
CCGCCCCUCACAUGACCGGGCGGGCCGGCGCAGCCGCGCUCCCGGCAGGCGGGCCGGGAUCGGCCCGGGCCCCGCGGCCCGGCGCUGCGAGCGGGAGGAGGGUACGCAUCGCCGGUGCCCGGGGCAGGGAAUCGCGCCUGGCUGGAGGAAACUCAGGCUCCGCCGCCUCCGAGCUGCGCCUGCCUGGCGCCGGGACAGGAACGGGGCUCCGUCUGCGGGAGCGUUUGUGGAGGAUGUGGCCUGUAGGGCUGGCGUGCCGCUGGUCCCUCGGCCACACAGCCUCAGAGCCCCGUUCGGCAGUUUAAUCUCACACCCCAAGGGGCCCCGGCCCGGGAAACCCGAGCGGCUCAGCCGCGUUUCCACGCAGAUUCCUCCCGUUAGGGCCCGAGUUGGGUAGGGGGCUCACUGUGAGUGUACAGCGUAGCUUCACUUACGGUUAAGGGCCACUCACAAUAGAAGCUGGGUUGGGUGUGUGUGUGUUCGUUUAUUUUCUCCACGAAGAUGCUGCACAAAAUGUUUGCAAGCCUUAAGAGUUAUUUCGCUAAGUGUUGGACCAAGGCCGACACAUCAACAGCUGGCUGUUCUGUUUGUAAUUUGUACAUGUGUGUGAAACAACUCAUGCUUCCUCCCUCCUGCGAUGAAUGGGGUGGAAAGUUCGGAUGGAUUGGACUGGAGCGCUUCCUAUGGACAGUGACAGCCAGCAGGCUCCAGGCAGAGGGGUGCAGAGUGGCCAUCAGAGGUAUCCUGGCCUUUUUCCGUGGAGCCAGAACUAGCCCUCAAAGCCCAGAGGUCUGGAGCAGGCCAUGCUAUGAGGAAGGAUGUUCAGAGCUGUACCAGCUGCACAGGCCCUAUUGUGUUAUUCAGACCCGUGAGGCACAGGAUUGGAAGUCCUUAAAAUCACCCAAACACAAGAAGCUCCAAACUGGUUUCUGGGAGGGUAUUCACAGCCAGAACAGUGACUGUGGAGAGAUGGCACCUUCUCAAAUCCACCUGGUGAACAGUCAGUGCAGUGACUACUCUUUUGAGUACAGUAGCCAAUUACUGCAGCAAAAGCCAGGUCAUUAUUCCUCUUCUUCCAUCAACAAGAUCACCAUCUACAUUAACUACUUCUGAUGGAUGACUCCAAAGGUUCACAACAAAUAUUUUUCCUUGUAAAAUAUGGGUGUACAAGAGAUAUCUUUCAUCACCACAGUCUCCAGCACUGUGCCCAGCUCACCCCCACAAUUCACUGAUAAAUUUCUGUGGCAGUCCUAUGAAAACAACUUGGGGCUUCAGAUCUAGAAUCCGAAUUCUUCCUUACUUGAAAUGCAGUGCUUUAGAACAGUAGUGCUGUGCCUUAAGGUUCAAGAGAAUCUUUAUCACAAAAUUUUCAGUUUAAGAUGCCAAUUAAAAUUACACAUGGGUUUAUGCAUUUAAGACUGUCUCUAGGAGUACUGGCAAAAAAGCUUAAAACAAAACCUGCAUUCCCUAAAGACUCAGAAAAUCAGGCAGGUCAGUACAGUUGAUUGCACUGCAGGUAACAUGAAACACAUGCCCU